AUGGCAAGCCUCAAGGAUUUGCGAUCCUUCAGUCGGGUCUCUUGGAAUCUACUGUUGGCGAUUAUAGUCAUUAAUAUCAGUGUGUUCAGCUUUGGAUUUGAUCAAAGUGUCUUUUCUACAAUCCAGGCAAUGGACGCCUACGAAGAGCGAUUCGGCACCUAUGACCCUUCGACCCAAACAUGGGGCUUCACCGCAGAGCAUCUUUCAUUUUUGAAUUCAUUCGGUCUCCCUGCCAAGUGUCUCGGCGCCGUUUUGGGAUUAUUGAUAGCAGAGAGAUUUGGGAGAAGACCCUCAUACAUCGCAAUGCAGUUCAUUGUGAUUAUCGGUAUUGCCGUCAGUUACAGUGCGCAAACCUUCGGACAAGCACUUGGUGGUAGAAUUAUCGUUCAAUGCUUCGUGGGCUGGGACAACUUCCUGGCACCGAUGUUUCUGGCCGAAAUCAGUCCCACGGCUCUCCGAGGUGGUAUCGUCGUCGUGUAUGUUUUUGCACACAUCCUGGGCUCACUGAUUUGUUCCUUUGUAACCCUCGCAACGUCUUCGUACGAGGGUGAUUCAUCGUGGAAGAUACCACUGGCAGCUAUGUUUUCAUUCCCGCUGUUUGUUUUGGUGUUCUUCUGGUUCAUUCCUGAAAGUCCUCGCUGGCUUGUACGGAAAGGCCAAGACGAGCAGGCUGUCAAACAUCUGCGUUGGCUAAAAGGGUCAUCUGUCUCAGAGCAGGAGGCAAUCGACGAAGUUCAUAGUCUCCACGAGAGCAUUCACUCGGACUUGGAAACGAAGGGACACUGGGUGGACUUCUUGAAGGGUUCAAACAGGCGACGACUCGGAAUCGCCAUAGGAGUGGCAAUGUUUAAUCAAUUGACUGGUCAAAGCUUCAUGAGCCAGUACGGGGCCAUAUUCAUCAAGAGUCUCGAGACGAUGAGCCCCUUUACUUUCAAAGUCAUAUCCUCCGCGGUGACUUGCCUGGGUCCUAUCAUAACGUUCUCCUUCGUCGAUAUUGUUGGUCGACGGAAAUUUUACCUAACCGCAGGAAGUGCUUGUACCGCUGUGCUUCUAAUCUGCGGCGGGCUUGGGACUGGAAAUGUCACCUCCAGUGACAAAACAGGGAUAUUGACGGCGUGCGUGCUGUUCGGUUGGUUUUAUAUCAUGUCAUUCGGGGCUAUCGGUGCUGUUACUGCGGCAGAGGUUCCGCAUCUGCAACUGCGCGACAAAAGUUCAAUGGUCGUUUACUGGACCCAAUUUAUUUGUGACUUUGUUGUGUCAUACACUCUGCCGUAUCUGCUGAAGGCAGGUUACGCCAAUCUUCAAUCGAAAGUCGGUUUUAUUUAUGGCGGAUUUGGGAUCACUGGGAUCAUCUGGGCAUACUUUUGCCUCCCAGAUAUGUCAGGGCGCUCUCUAGAAGAACUGGAGGUCAUGUGGACUGAAAAAGUCCCCGCGCGUCAAUUCCGAAGUUUGUCCCUCUGA
Penicillium salamii is the source of this 1461-nucleotide messenger RNA. The record is from the annotation of a GenBank genome assembly. NCBI's taxonomy places the organism in Eukaryota, Fungi, Ascomycota, Eurotiomycetes, Eurotiales, Aspergillaceae.